UUGCGCGCCGAGCCCCCGCCCCUCGCUUCGGGCUCGCGGAGCGCCCGUGCCGAGCUGGGUGAGGCGGAGCGGGGCACGGACACCUGCGCCCACCCGGCACCGCUGCGCCCGGAUCCAGCGGCCCGGCCGCGGCCAUGAGCCAGACGGAGCUGUCCACCUGCUCGGCCCCGCAGAGCCAGCGCAUCUUCCAGGAGGCGGUGCGCAAGGGCAACACCAAGGAGCUGCAGUCGCUGCUGCAGAACAUGACGAACUGCGAAUUCAACGUGAACUCGUUCGGGCCCGAGGGGCAGACGGCCCUGCACCAGUCCGUCAUCGACGGCAACCUGGAGCUCGUCAAGCUGCUCGUCAAGUUCGGCGCGGACAUCCGCCUGGCCAACCGCGACGGCUGGAGCGCGCUGCACAUCGCCGCCUUCGGGGGCCACCAGGACAUCGUGCUCUACCUGAUCACCAAGGCCAAGUACUCGGCGGGCAGCCGGUGACGCUGCUCCUUGCUCCAGGCUGGGCUGGCGGGGACAGGGGCCGUGGCUGCUCCGCUCGCUCGGGGAGCGGAUAAUGCCCCGGGGCGCACGCACACGGCUCCCCGCCCGGGGCUGCGUCCUGCCCCCUGCCCCACGCUGGGCGCCCUGCGGACUCCAGCCUCGGUCUUCCGCAGGGGCCGCCCUGGGCUGCUGCGGGUGAGGCGGGGGGCAGGACCCGGCCCUCCGAGAGAUGGGGGGACCUCUCCGAGGGGCGGGCUGGGCCCUUCCUCACCCCCGGCUGCCUCGCCCGGGACAAAGGUGCCUUCCUAGAUCGAGUCCGCUGGCACGAGCUGCGGGCGGCCCCUGCCCAGUGUAAUACUGGUGGGAUGAGGACAUCAUGGAUUGAAAACAAUGAAAUAGAAGUGAAAUGAAAUAAACGCUAGAGGCAGAGGAAUUGCUUUUGCACAGAAAAAGAGUGUGAGCGCCCCAUGCAGUCUAGGAGGAAAGUUUCAAGAACAAACUCGAUAACUACUGAGAAAUAGUUUGGGAUUAUUUUUUUUUUUUUAAUUUUUUUUUGGUGAAACUUGGCUAACACUUCUCAGUGCAGAAUGAUUCCAUCUGACUUUGUAUAAAUGAAAGGGAGGAAGAAGAGGAACCCAUCUUAAACUGCAUUUGGAAGUGACUGCACAUAUAAUUGCAAUGCUGCUUUUUGUUGCCAUGGCACAACAUCAUCCAUUUUUAAAAAUGCAGAAAAUUUCAGAAGUCUCCUUUCCACUGUUGGUCUUUUAUCCCUCUAUGUUUGUCUGCACUAAAAACCCUUAUCACUGCCAUCUCCUCACUAUCCUCUCUUAUUCCCCUUAUCCAAACCCUUACAGUUAAAAAAAUAGUUAUCUACUUUUUUGUUGUUGUGUUAUAACUAUUUAUCAUAUAUGUAUAUAUUUGUGGGUGAUGUUUGUGUGCCUGGUUUUGUUUGAAGCUAUCUGUGAGUAUUUCAAAAGUACGGUUUGGAAAAUAUGCAUUUUUUCUAAUCUUAAAACUAAACUUGAGUCUGCCAUGGUUUUUUUGUUUUGUUUUGUUUUUCAUUGCACUGAAUAUUCUGCUUUGUCUAUGAUGGUUUCACCUGCAGUUUUUUCUCUCUUAAACAAUUUAUAUGAUUAAAAAGCUCCAGAUUAAAAAAAAAAGUCCUUUGAAAGUGUCUAUUGUUAAUGCUGUAAUUUACAAGGAACUUCUUAGUUUGCAAACUUUCUCUGUGAGCAUUGAAGAUGGUGUUAAGCACUUUUGUUGGUGCUUCUCUGUUAUAGGGGGGAACAAUAUCUUUUCUGAUGAGGUUUUACUAUAGUUACCAGAUGGUUGCACAUUUUUUUUAAAUAAAUGGAUUUGCCACAAUAAUAUGUCAUAACAUUUAUGACAUAAUAUUAAAAAAAUAGUGUAUUUUAAAGCCAAGUUCUAGAUUGGUUUUUUUUAAAGAAAUCUUGGUUAUAAACUCAAUUCUAAAGGGAGUUCUGUCCAGUGUUGUAAAGACAACAUAAUGUAACCCAUAUUUAUAUUUUUAUAAAAUACCUAUUAAGACUGUGAAUCUCUUGUGGGAAUUGCUAAGUGAGUUUAAGAAAAGUGUUGUUCCUCUUCAGCUUCUUGGAGCUUUAGGCAUGAUUAGAAUUUGAAAAUUGUACAUUGGGGAAGGGGGUUUGCUCUGAAAUUGUGCGUUGAUGUAUUUUUACAUCACUUUAAAAAAAAACUAUUUUACUGAAAAGCUGCUGCCUUUCCUAGUCCCUAUAGUUUCAAUUUUCUAUGCAACCCCACAAACCCCAUAUAUAUAUAUAUAUUUUGUUAUCCUGAGAAAUAAAAGGGAUGCUGAUUUAUUCAAAUUUAAAUGAGGUUUUUCCCCCUCUCUUGUUUGGCUCAUAGUGCUGCUGACCCUUCAUGCCAAAAUGGGGAGUACAAGAAAAAAGACAGGUUGGGGGGAGGCUCUUUUGUGCAUGACUGGUCACCUUUUGGCAGUCAUCUUUGUUGUUAUUAUUUUUGUAAGAAGAAUAUAUUGCUAAUGUCAGUGAAAUAAGCAGACAUUGAAGCUGAUGCACAGAUUGCUCCAGAAAGGAGUUUUUCUGUAGAUUUUUCUCUAGAUGCGAAUACCUUUUUUAAUUAUGUUAAUUAAUGUUAAGAAUUUUUAGGCUUAUAUUGAAGCUGUAUGUGGGUCACUAUAUGAUCAUUUCUAACUGGAUAAAGUCUGUACAGUACAGCAUAUUCCUGAGUGUAUGAUAUAGACUUGUAGCCCCAGAGUGAGAAAUUUAUAAAUAAAUUUUUCAUUGAUCUUUUUAUAAAAAAAAAAAGUGGCUUUUUGGUUUGUUCUUUCCCACACGUACAUCAGUGAAGUUACAGGCUUGGUAGUGACAACUCCUCACGUGCCUGGGACAAGAAAGCAGUUCGCUACAUUGCAAAGGGAUUGCUCCUGUCCAGUGUUAAAAAUAUUGAUCAGAAGCUUGUGUUGUACACUGCCUUUCAUCCAAGGGCCCUUGGAUGUG
Messenger RNA from Gopherus flavomarginatus (Mexican gopher tortoise), 2977 nucleotides. RefSeq names its product NOTCH regulated ankyrin repeat protein (gene NRARP). The record is from RefSeq and is a predicted model, not a curated record. The transcript has 2 exons. Gene Ontology annotation, cellular component: cytoplasm. Lineage: Eukaryota; Metazoa; Chordata; Testudines; Testudinidae. Gene Ontology annotation, molecular function: enzyme inhibitor activity; protein binding; phosphatase regulator activity. Bases 135 to 479 code for a protein of 114 amino acids.